Molecule: messenger RNA, 2934 nt
Organism: Schizophyllum commune H4-8
Lineage: Eukaryota; Fungi; Basidiomycota; Agaricomycetes; Agaricales; Schizophyllaceae
Product: Coatomer, gamma subunit
Exons: 11
Coding region: 69-2861 (930 amino acids)
Biological process (GO): protein secretion; intracellular protein transport; endoplasmic reticulum to Golgi vesicle-mediated transport
Cellular component (GO): Golgi membrane; endoplasmic reticulum-Golgi intermediate compartment; endoplasmic reticulum
Molecular function (GO): structural molecule activity
Source: RefSeq, a predicted model, not a curated record
GUCGUCCCCGUCGUCCGCGACAAGCCCGCCUGCAGAUAUCCCCGGCCCCGCGACGGUCGCAAUCCACCAUGGCCUCCUUUGCGGUGUCCUUCACCUCCAAGAAGGAGGACGAAAGCGGGCUGAGCUCGUACUACAAUAAUAAGACGACCAUCAUCCAGGAAGCACGCGUCUUCAACGAAUCUCCCAUCAGCCCUCGCAAAUGCAGAGCCCUCCUCACGCGCCUUGUCUAUCUGCUCUACGUUGGGGAAACGUUUGGUAAUGAGGAGGCUACGAACCUGUUCUUCGGGACGACGAAGCUGUUCCAGAACAAGGAUAGCGCGUUGAGACAGGCGGUCUACCUGGCAAUCAAGGAGCUUGCUCCCUACGCGAAUGAUGUUAUCAUGGUCACCAGCAGUAUCAUGAAGGACAUGUCCGCGCCAGCGGACGUCAUCUACCGGCCCAAUUCCAUCCGCGCGCUCUGCCACAUCAUCGACCCAUCCAUGGCACAAGGUGUUGAGCGUUUCUUCAAAGCGCACAUCGUCGAUCGCAACCCCGCCAUCUCGUCUGCCGCCCUCGUCUCCGCGUACCACCUCUACCCCCACGCCAAAGAUGCGGUCAAGCGCUGGGUAAAUGAAGCUCAAGAGGCUGUUAAUGCCAAGUCCUCAUCUAGCUUCUUUGGGUCUUCGUCUGGUGGCGGCUACCUCGGUUUUGGCGGCUCGUCAAGCGCGCAGCAAGGCCAGCAGCCGAUCCAAUCGACCAGCUACUCGCAGCAAUACCACGCGCUCGGUCUUCUGUACCUCAUCAGGCAACAAGAUAGGAUGGCAGUCACGAAGAUGAUCCAGCAGCUUGGUGGCGGCAAGUCUGGUGCUGGCACGACGCUCAAGAACCCGAUGGCUCUCUGUAUGCUGAUUCGCUACGCGGCGAAGGUCAUGGAGGAAGAUCCCAAUGUACAGCGCCAGAUGUUCGAUCUUCUGGAAGGCUGGCUUCGUCACAAGAGCGACAUGGUCAACUUCGAGGCUGCCAGGGCAAUCUGUGAGAUGAAGAAUGUCACCGCCGCACAACUCACGCGAUCCAUCUCCGUCCUCCAACUGUUCCUCUCCUCCCCCAAGCCUGUCCUGAAAUUCGCUGCUACUCGCACACUCGCUGCUUUGGCACUAACGCACCCAGCGAGCAUCGCGACUUGCAAUGUUGACCUCGAGGGCCUCAUCGCUGAUUCUAACCGCUCUGUCGCUACCUACGCCAUCACGACCCUGCUCAAGACCGGCAACGAAGCCUCUGUCGACCGCCUCAUCAAGCAGAUCACCAACUUCAUGACGGAGAUCAGCGACGAGUUCAAGGUCAUCAUCGUCGACGCCAUUCGCUCGCUCUGCCUCAAGUUCCCCGCCAAGCACGCGUCUAUGCUCUCCUUCCUCUCCGGCGUCCUCCGCGACGAGGGCGGCUACGACUUCAAGCGCGCGGUCGUCGAGGCGAUCUUCGACAUGAUCAAGUUCAUCGGCGACUGUAAGGAGCAAGCGCUGUCCCACCUCUGCGAAUUCAUUGAGGACUGCGAGUUCACGAAGCUGUCUGUCCGGAUAUUGCACCUGCUGGGCAUGGAGGGCCCGAAGUCACCGCAGCCGUCGAAGUACAUCCGCUUCAUCUACAACCGGGUGGUGCUAGAGAACGCGACGGUGCGGGCGGCGGCGGUGGCGAGCUUGGCGAAGUUUGGUGUCAACGCGCCGGAUACGAAGCUACAGAAGAGUAUCGCGGUUUUGCUGAACCGGUGUUUGGACGAUGUCGAUGAUGAAGUUCGGGACCGGGCCGCGUUGUACUUGAACACCUUCAAGGAGACCACGCUAGCGCAGGCCUACGUCAAAGAGGAAUCUGUGUUCUCUUUGGCUGCAUUGGAAACGAAGCUUGUUUCGUAUGUCAAGAACCCGAGCGCGGAGCCUUUGGACUUGUCGUCUGUCCCGAAGAUCAGUCGCAAGCAGGCCGCACAGGAAGCUGCUCGUCCGAGCACCCUCGAGACCAUUGGCGUUCCGACGACGCAAAAGACAUCUGCGACGCCGCCACCGCCUUCAGCAGCCGAGAAGCAGUCUGCAUACGCUCAGCAAUUGGCAGAGGUCCCGGAGAUCGCGUCGUUCGGUCAGGUCUUGGGCAGCAGCUCGACGCCAGCACAGCUUACCGAAAGCGAGACGGAGUACCAGGUGACUUGUGUCAAGCACAUCUUUGCGGAGAACAUCGUCUUCCAGUUCAACGUCUCGAACACCCUUCCGGAUACACUGCUCGAGAAUGUCUCCGUGGUCAUGCAGCCGCAAUCCGAAGACACUGGCCUCACCGAGAAGUUCUUCAUCCCCAUACCGACGUUGGACGCUGCAAAGUCACCCGGCGUCGUCUACGUCGCCUUCGCGCGCGACGACCCGGAGUCGUACGCCAUGGGCUCCUUUGCUUGCACGCUCAAGUUCGUCAGCAAGGAGGUCGAUCCGUCGACUGGGGAGCCGGAAGAGGAGGGCUACGAGGACGAGUAUCAGGUGGAGGAGAUUGAGCUGAGCGCGUCGGACUACAUCGUGCCCAGCUAUGCGACGUUUGGCUCGGAGUGGGAUAGGUUGAAGGGCGCGCCCAGCGUGACGGAGACGUUUGCGUUGUCGGCGAUGGAGAGCUUGAAAGCUGCCUGCGACUCCAUCAUCGAGAUCCUCGGCAUGGAACCCUUGGGUGGUACGGAAGUCCCGUCGUCACCGAGCGUACACACCUUGCAAUUGUCGGGCUUGCUCAUCGGCGGUGGUGGCAAGAUUCUUGUGCGCUGCCGGAUGACCUUCUCGCGCGGGUCGGGCGUCACGCUCGAGCUGGGCGUGCGCGCGGAAAAGCAGGAGGCGUGCGACCUUGUCCUCGCCGCUGUGGGUGCAUAGUGCGCCGUAUUACUUGUUGUGAUUCUGUAGAGCGCGUAUAUUAUGUUUGGGAUGGAUGCAAAUAUUUCUGCUA